Molecule: messenger RNA, 1144 nt
Organism: Rhagoletis zephyria (snowberry fruit fly)
Lineage: Eukaryota; Metazoa; Arthropoda; Insecta; Diptera; Tephritidae
Source: RefSeq, a predicted model, not a curated record
ACGCCAAAGUACGUCCAUAUUACAUACUACAUACAUAUGUAUGUACAUAUCUACAUACUAGCAUCAAGUGACAAAGCUUAAUAUACUUCAAUAGAAAAAAAUCAAUAAAAGAAAAACGAGGAAAGUAAGAAAAUUUUUCAAAAAAUCACAUACAGUGAAAAUACAUUUACAUAUACGUACAUAUACGUGUAAUAAUAAGCGCAUUACAUGCAUGCUUUAUCAACGUAAUAUCGAAAGAGAAAAAAUCGCAUACAAAUCCAUAGUCGAAAUGGCACCCUGCCAAGUGCAUCCAGUUAUAAUUCAUACGAGAGCAGUGCCGUCAGCGCUAGAACUGCUCCGGUGCGUCCCACUGGCAGUGUGCGCCGAAAUCUCUUCGGUCAGCCGGAUCAACGCGAAAUGGUGCGCACUUUCGACAAUGAAAAUGCACGUCAACGCAAACGUUUGGAUAAUUACAAAAUUAUUGAACCAUAGCGCAAAGCAAAGAAAUCAACACAAUAAGGAGACGGAGCCUAGCAAUGAAUCUUUCCCUGGUUUGAUCGCCAAGGAGUUGGAGGCACACGAAAAGGAAACGCAAAAACAAAAUUUAAAACAAAAGAGUAGUGGCGAAGCGUCGUCGUCGUCGUCGUCGUCGUCGUCGCUGAGUCAACGCCAGGAGCAGAUUGAGAUGACACCAACAUUGUCGACAAAGGCUAAAUUAAGAACGCUCCACACUAACAGUCGCGCCAACAGCGAUGCGGCCACCGAAGAUACGCGCUACAGGCCUUACAUCAAACAGACGUUAAUUACUGAUGUGAUGCCUAAACGAAAAUCAAUACCGCCACCGUAAAUGCUGCUGCUGUUUCCGAUGACAUCGUCAUCGACUUGGACAAUGUUUCGGGCGUUUAACAAAUCGCUUGAAAUUUUUGUCGACUGAAGUUUUUGUAAAGGGUGUAUUGUUGCGGGCGAUAUGUGGUGUAUGUAGCUGCGUUUGCUGCUUUAUUUGGUUUGGCGUACGGCGUUGGCGCAACGGAAACUGCUGUGAGUGCCACGAGCAGUUGAGAUUUGCAUUGAAAGUGGUUUGGUUUUCUGUCUGUAAUAGGGGUAUUCACGAUCCGGUGUAUACUGUCUAGUAUGGUGCAUAGAAAUCAUAAAAAGCGUGAUUGGC